AUGGGUAUGGUGGACAAGGUCGGCACCGCAGGUGGCACCGCAGGUGGCGCCGCUGGCGCCGCUGGCGCCGCGAACACGCGGCUGCCCACGUUGAACGAGGUUCUGCGCCGACAAAGCGCUGCUCCGGCCGACCUGUGGUCAUUCUACGUCUUUCUUGCACAGUACCCGUACGCGAUCAGUUUCCUGGACUUCCACAUCGACGUGCUCGCGCACCAGCAGCUGUGCCGCGACUACGUGCACGGGGUGCGCGACAGCGUGCGCGAAAGCUCGCAGCUCGACCCCCAGGGGCGCGACAGUUACGGGUCCAUGUCCAGCUCGCUGUUGCUCGAGGCGUUGCUCGACGACGGGUUCUUGGACUUUGAGGACAGCCAGUGUGUGUCGCGACUGCUGCAGGGCGACACCGGGUCUGCUCGCGUCAGCGGGCUGCUCGACAACUGGCGUCGUCAGAGCGGCCGCGGCGCUGCGCAGCCUUUGAACGAGAUCGUCGACCAGUUUCUACGCGAUCACGCUAUAGCGAGUGGCCGUCCCCGCAUCACUUCCAAGCAGCUGCUCUCCAACGCCCAGCGGAUCGUCGCCACCUACUUGUUGCCCGCGAACCAAAGCGUGCGGUACCUCAUCAACGUGCCCGACGAGAUGCGCGCCGACGCACAGCGCAAGGUACAGGUGCAAUUGCGACACGAUCCGGCCGUCUUCGACCCGAUCAAGACCCUCGCGUUCGAUUUCCUCGAGCUCGACUGUUUCCCCAAGUUUCUCGCCGCGGUAGCGCUGCACAACCUGCACGACGCCGCCGUAGACCUCGACCGCGACCAAACCAUGCGUCACGGCGCCAAACAGACCGCCUUGCCCGCCCGUUCUCGACAUCGAUCUCCGUUCAAACGCUAUACAUCGCUUACACGCGUCGCGAUCGGGUUGCUGUGGCUCGCGGCCGCGUUUUGGAUCGGAUACGUGCUCAUUUUCCUCGAUUAUUCGCGUGGGAUCCGCGUCACUACCAUUGUACCCUUUUUCAUGGGCUGCUACUGCGUCGUCACGGGUAUCUACCGGCUCGAUAUCCUGUACGCGUUCUGUAGCGUCACACACACGCUCGUGACGGCAGAAGACGCACUGCUUCGCGACUCGGAAAACGGACUCGACAGAACCCGCGCAGACCACGCCGUAACGUCGCAAGCGCUACUGCCGUUGCUGUUCUUACUCGGUGGAACUGGCAGACUCAUCCCGGUGCGACACCCGUUCAUCGACUCGCUUUUGAAAAAACGUGCAUGGUGGUGUCUGUUUUUGGUUCUCUUGGGCACGGCAGUUUUCACGGUAAUCUUCGCGUGCGUGCCGGGAUACAGGCUAUAG
Molecule: messenger RNA, 1338 nt
Organism: Lachancea mirantina
Lineage: Eukaryota; Fungi; Ascomycota; Saccharomycetes; Saccharomycetales; Saccharomycetaceae
Source: the annotation of a GenBank genome assembly